Molecule: messenger RNA, 916 nt
Organism: Notodromas monacha
Lineage: Eukaryota; Metazoa; Arthropoda; Ostracoda; Podocopida; Cyprididae
Source: the annotation of a GenBank genome assembly
AUGGGAACGCCUGAUAUGAGGGAUUGGCCAGAAGGUCAUCAGCUUGCCAAAGCCAUGAACUUCAAGUGGCCGCAAUUCACAGCCACGCCCAUAGCACAAGUUGUGCCGAUGGCUUCGCGGGAAGGUGUCACUCUCAUCUCGGAUCUGCUCAAGUGGAACCCCGGGAAAAGACCAACCGCGAGUCAGUCCCUGCGGUACCCGUAUUUCCAGGUUGGGCAGAAACUCGGGCCCUCUGGACUGAAUGAAAGCCAAACCCUGAGGGCAGGGCAACUCAGACAAAGUGCCCCUGUGCAAAUGGCCAAGAAUAAUAAUAACAAGGGACGUCCUGACUCCGGAGACAGUUUCGCUGAUGCUUUCAAUGAGAGCAUUCGAAUCAAGGCGGAUGAAAAACGAGACGGGAAUAACAUGACAGCCAAGCAGCGGUACUUGAAUAACGCUAGAUACGUUGCUGGACAAAACACCAAGAAUGGAGGCAGUAAUGCUGCUCUGGAAAGUUCCUGGAAAGGCAGCGAUCUAGAGGGCUUUCGCAUGAAGCAACAGCAACAACAAAUGAUCGCCGCCGGGGGCUCGUCCAGAACGGAUUGGGCGGCGAAAUAUUUGAAGUAGCAAAUUGGUCUUUCUUUUUUAGUGAUGGUGUGCUAAAUAACUUCUGAUGAUAUUUCUUCGUCAUCUGUUAUCUUUUCUUCUGUUGAUGCUGAAUCAGAAACCGUGGUAUAGAGUCGACGUUAUUUUUUGUGGUACGGAGGCGUGCAGGACAAAAGAUAAGGAGGGAAGGGGGGAGAAUGGAACAUAUCCGUUAAACAUGCGUUUUAUUUCCUUAUUUGAUCUGAGAGUCGAUCUUAAUUUUCUCCGUGCCCAUAGUUUUGAAAAUGUUGAUGGAAAUAUAUAUAGAACGUGUAUUUCUGAAGGAAACAAA